GCUGCCAUUUGGUUGGCAGAAUCCCGCAUGCUUAACCCGGAUGCAGUUUUGUGAUUGGUCAGUCUUCAAGGGCGGAAGAUUUCAAUUUUUUUUUUUUUUUUUUUUGGACUCGGUGUUGGGAGAGGACGGGGAUAUAGAUCUGGCUUGGAGUGGUUAUACACAGGGAUGUACUGAUAUUAAAGAUUAGCUUGAUGCUUCGCCCCCACCCCCCAGCCUUGGGGUGAACUGAGCGCCCACAUGUGAGACCUGGGUACACCUGGCAACCCCAAACUUCGAAAAAUUUGAAGUCAUGGCAGAGUCUCGCUCUGUGGUGCCAGAUGGGUCCUCAAAACCGUCAUCAAGUCUGACCUACCGUACAAAUUGUCGUAUGAUACUUAACCUGCUGAGAGACAAAGACUCCUCCUUGGUUUUCUCACCAGAGCAGCCACUGACACCAGUUACUGACCUCGCUGUUGGCUUCAGUAACCUGAGCACGUUUAGUGGUGAGACUCCCAAGCGCUGCCUUGACUUGUCCAAUCUGAGCAGCGAUGAAGUCAGCCUUCAGGCUUUAGAGUCUCCUGACAAAACAGCAGCAGGUAAAGGGGAUUCUCCAAAGUCGCAAUGUGUCCAGGUAUUGGAUAACUUGUUUACACCAGAACCGGAGAAGAAACCUAGAAAGUCUAGAGGAAGUCUGAAUCCCACUUUGCCUAGACUUCUCUGCAGCACCCCGAGUUUCAAGAAGACUUCAUGGGGACACCAGAAUCACUGCAAUAAAGAAAAUGAGUGUGAGCAGUUUAAAAAUCCUUGGAAAACAAACUAUUUGCACCUUCCCCGGUCAGCAUCUGAUGCACAAUUAUCCCCAACAUUUGGGACCAAGGAUAGUAUCUCCUUAGAGGAUGACCAUGAGUUACACAUACUGGCUUCUCCUAUAAGCGCUGGCCCUGCAGGCUUGGAUGAUGUACCAGAUCUCAAAACCCAAAAUCUCGAUGGCUUUACUGAUUUUUUCUGUGUGGAUGAAGAGGGGUUGGAGCAGAAUCCCUCUUCAGCUGCUGCCAAUUUGUCAUCAAGUAUGGCUGUCCUGCUGUCUGGACCUUUCCUGAAUCAGGAUGUAGAAAUAAGUAAUGUUUCUAUGAACCGAAGCCGUCUUUACCGCUCCCCAUCAAUGCCAGAGAAACUUGACCGUCCCAUGUUAAAGCGACCCGUACGGCCACUGGAUGAUGAAACGCCUGUCCGUGUGAAAAGGAGACGUAGCACAAACGGUACACUUCAUGAACAGGAUGAGGAGCACAACCAGUCAAGACGACGGGGCCCAUCUCUGAAAAAGACACUAUCAUUGUGUGAUGUGGAUAUUACUAAAGUUUUAGAUGAAGACUGCGGCAAUAGACAACUGAUUGGAGAUUUCUCCAAGGUCUAUGCUUUGCCUACGGUUACGGGGCGACACCAGGAGCUCAGAUACAUCUGUGCGGAAACUCUUGCUGCUCUAAUUCAUGGGGAGUUUAAUAGUCUUGUGGAGAAGUUUUUUGUAAUAGACUGCCGAUAUCCAUAUGAAUAUGAAGGUGGCCACAUAAAGGGUGCAUUAAACCUUCACCUACAGGAGGAAGUGGUUGGUUAUUUUCUAAAGAAGCCUUUGGUGCCAACCAUGGAGCAGAAACGCAUUAUAUUGAUAUUCCAUUGUGAAUUCUCCUCUGAGAGAGGCCCAAAAAUGUGUCGCUUGUUACGAGAAGAGGAUCGCGCUAGGAAUGAGUACCCAAGCCUUUAUUAUCCCGAGCUUUAUAUACUACGAGGAGGAUACAAGGAUUUCUAUCCAGAAUAUUUGGAACUGUGUGACCCGCAAAGCUACUGCCCAAUGCGUCAUCAGGAUUAUCGAGAAGAGCUGCUAAAAUUCCGAACAAAGAGCAAAUCUUGGGCAGGGGACCGCAAAAGGAGGGACCAGAUUGCCCGUUUGAUGAAGCUGUGAAGACGCAUGCUUCACAUUUGCCAGGAUAAAUCACUGUACAUGCGAUGGAAACAAUGAGACAUUUCUCAUCUUAAUAUUUUUUUUUUAAUACAAGUCUGCUGACUCUUCCAUGGGCCAUUUUACAGACUGAUCAAUUUAUUUUAUCCUGCAUUCCCUAUUGUUACUGUGAAUUUGAGGAAGUGAACCACUAUUUGUUAAGGUGUGAAAGGAAGCAUGGAUGUCCUACAAAUGUGCCCAUUAAUACCCAUCUUUUUUUUUUUUUUUUGUGGAGAGGACCAACAUCGUAAAUCAUCAGCUAACACUGUCCAUUUGCCUUGGUUGGAAUACAGCAUUGGAACAGAAUAGUCUUAUUGCCUUAUUUGUUUUGCUAGUGGACCUCCUUUCAUGCAGCAUUCUGUAUUCAAUUUCUUAUCAAACAAGGUUAUGUACACCGUUCUAUCCCAUUAUGGUCAAUAAAUCAAUUACAGACUCUAAGGUUGUUGGUUUGAAAAGAAAAUCAACCAAGAGCUAAUUAUUUUAAUUCCAAAAAAAUCAUUUUAGUGGCAAGUCUUGGGAGAGACCUCCUAGUUUUUUGCUUUUCAUCCCCACUUUUUCAUUAUUCGAAAACUGUUCCUCAGUGGUUUUAUAAUGUAUACUUCAGGGUUAUUUAUAUAGACUGAUGUCAACUGGGAAAAUUAUUUUCUUGGAAAAGUGCAACAUCCAGUGUCUGCUUUACAAGCACUACAUCUUCCACUAAAUUUCACAUUUACUGUCUAUUAUCAUCAUAGUAAACCAACUGACUUUUGA
This is a messenger RNA of Pelobates fuscus (common spadefoot toad), 2722 nucleotides long. RefSeq names its product cell division cycle 25C (gene CDC25C). NCBI's taxonomy places the organism in Eukaryota, Metazoa, Chordata, Amphibia, Anura, Pelobatidae. The record is from RefSeq and is a predicted model, not a curated record. The coding region runs from base 290 to 1936 and encodes 548 amino acids. Gene Ontology annotation, biological process: positive regulation of G2/MI transition of meiotic cell cycle; protein dephosphorylation; G2/M transition of mitotic cell cycle. The transcript is spliced from 17 exons. Gene Ontology annotation, molecular function: protein tyrosine phosphatase activity. Gene Ontology annotation, cellular component: cytoplasm; nucleus.